Molecule: messenger RNA, 3223 nt
Organism: Psylliodes chrysocephalus
Lineage: Eukaryota; Metazoa; Arthropoda; Insecta; Coleoptera; Chrysomelidae
Source: the annotation of a GenBank genome assembly
AUGUGGCAAAAAAUUACUGGGCGACCUUCUAUAUCAAGUUUAAGUAUUUUUCGGAGAACAACAAGAGGAAUAACUAAUAUUCCAAAAAGGAUAGAAAUCUCAGAAACGUCCGAUAUUGAUUUAUUUAAACCUGGAAAAACUUACCAUGGGUUUCUAGCUAAAUACGUCCAAAAUAUUCCGGAAUUUCGAAUAACGGCGGUUUAUUUAAUUCACGAGAAAACCAAGGCGCAAUAUUUACAUUUGUAUAGAGAUGAUUGUAACAAUGUAUUUUCAAUUAAUUUACGUACAACACCUAUGGCGAGUACUGGGCUACCGCAUAUUCUAGAACAUACAGUAUUAUGUGGAUCUGAAUCGUUUCCAGUUAGAGAUCCGUUUUUUAAAAUGUUAAAUAGGUCUUUAGCUACUUUUAUGAACGCCAUGACAGCAUCAGAUUACACUAUGUACCCUUUUAGUACUCUAAACUACUCCGAUUAUAGAAAUUUGCAAAAGAUCUACUUAGAUGCAGUGUUUAGACCACAGUUGAAAGAGCUCGAUUUUAUGCAAGAAGGCUGGAGACUCGAAAAUACCGAUCCGACUAAUAAAAAAAGCGAUAUUACCAUAAAAGGUGUCGUUUAUAAUGAAAUGAAAGGCGUAUUUUCGGAAAAUGAAAAUAUUCUCGGUCAGAAAUUGCAAAAUUUGAUAUUACCGGAUCAUACGUACGGUGUUGUAUCUGGAGGCGAUCCGCAGGAAAUUCCAAAUCUUACUUGGGAUGAUUUGGUAAUGUUUCAUAAAAAACAUUAUCAUCCUAGUAAUUCACGAAUAUAUUCUUACGGCAACUUUCCAUUAGCUCCUACUUUGAAAUACAUCGAUAGCGAGUACUUAAGCAAAUACGCAUUUUCACCACCUACUCAUACUGUGGUACCUAAUCAAAAACGAUGGACUUCUCCGAAACGAGAAGAUAUAUUGUGCAGAUAUGACAGUUUAGGUGAACCAAUAAUCAAGCAGAAUACUAUUUCGAUUUCGUUUUUAGUCACAGAUACAACAAAUAUUUACGAUACUUUUGUCAUGCAUUUUUUGACAGAACUUUUAAUUAAAGGACCAAAUUCUCCGUUUUAUAAGAGUUUGAUUGAGCCUAAUUUCUCAGGAGGUUUUACAGCAUCAACCGGAUUCGAUAACCAACCUAGAGAUAGUAUAUUCACUGUAGGUCUUCAAGGUGUAAUGAAAAGUGAUUUUGAGAAAGUUAUAAAAAUUUUCGACGAAACAAUUGAUAACGUAAUAAAAAAGGGUUUCGAACCUCAACACAUUGAAAGCGUUUUGCAUCGUUAUGAACUAUCUAUAAAACACGAAACCAAUAAUUUCGGAUUAAAUUUAUUAUUCUCUGUUUCGUCCUUAUGGAAUCACACAGAAAACAUUCUAGGCCAUCUUCAUGCUAAUAAAUUAAUCGAAAAAUUAAAAUCAGAUCUAAAUAAAGAUCCAAACUUCUUGCAAAAUCUCGUACAAAAGUAUUUUAAAGAAAACAACCACAAACUUAUCCUUACAAUGACCGCGGAUAAAGAGUUUGAUACAAAAUUGUCAAACGAAGAAAAACAGUUAAUAAAAAAUAAAAUUAAAGGACUAUCUGAAAAAGAUAAACAAAUCAUCUACGAGAAAGGCUUGGAGUUGCAGGCUCAGCAAAAACAACUAUCUAAGACUGAAUUGUUACCCACUUUAGCUAUCGACGAUAUUAGUUCCGAAUUGGAGAAAGUAGAAAAAAUUAAAAUUUCCCUAAACAAUGUCCAAACUCAAAUCAACAAAGUAAACGCAAAUGGAAUAGUAUACUUCAAAGGCAUCCUCAACACUAACGAUCUUUCUCCUGAACAACAAAUGCUUUUACCUCUGUUUUGUUAUGUGAUACAUAAAUUAGGAACUGAUAAAAUGGAUUUCAAACAAUUCGACAAUUUAGUAAGCAGGAAAACUUCCGGUUUGAACUUCAACAGCCACAUCGGUGAAAGUUUAUUCCAUCUUCACACAUACGAACCAGGUUUAUAUAUCAGCAGUUAUUCCCUAGAAAAGAACGUCGAAAGUAUGUGGGACAUUUGGAAUCAAAUAUUCACUAUUAAACAAAUGAAGGACGUGCAACGAUUUCAAAUGCUGGUUCAACUUUAUAUGUCCAAUUUGACCCAAGGUAUUGCCGAUGCUGGACAUAUUUAUGCAAUGCAAGCUGCGUCGGGUCUGGUUUCUGGAUCUGGAUAUCAAGUUGAGUUACUGUCUGGAUUGCAUCAUAUAUCGUACAUGAAAAGACUGUUACACACUUCUAAUUAUAGAGCGAUGCUGGACGAGAUCGUAAAUAUAGCCAGAAUACUGUUUGACAGGAACAAAAUGAGAGUCGCGUUAAACAUUUCACCAGAAAAUCAAACGAAGAUACUCGAUACUUAUGAAAGCUUUGUCAGCAAUCUACCCGAGGCAAUUAAUUGUCAUGUACAGAGCGAUACCAGCUACGUUACCGGUAAAGUUUGGUGUCCAACGGAUUCUGUAAAUUGUCAACAUCACGUUUUAAAUAUACCUGUAAACUAUUGUAGUAAAGCCGUUCUUACGGUACCUUAUACUCAUCCGGAUUUCGCCAAAUUGAGAGUUCUAGCAAGGCUGUUGUCUUCUAAAUAUUUACACCCAGAACUCAGAGAAAAACAAGGAGCUUAUGGCGGCGGCGCGAGAUUAAUGAGCGACGGAGUAUUUUCUUUCUACAGUUAUAGAGAUCCUCGUAAUUUGGAAACUUUAGACGUAUUUGACAGCUCUUAUAAAUGGUUCAAUAGCGAAAUCGAUAAACUUUCUAAUCAAGAUAUUUUCGAAGCUAAAUUAGGCGUAUUUCAGUCGGUCGACGCCCCCAUACCGCCUAGUCAAAAAGGUUGCGAGGAAUUCCUGAAAAGAGUCACUCCGGAUAUAAAACAAAGGCACCGGGUGGAAUUGUUGAGCGUGAACAAAAACGAUUUAGGCGAGGUAGCCGAGAAUUAUUUGGGACCCAGCAAUUGUUUGAAAACUGGAAAAGUCGUUAUAGGCGCCAAAAGUGAUAAAAUGGAUGUUCGUAAGCGCGACGAAGAAUUAUGGACAGUUAUGGAGAAUAUUGUAUAAAUUUUCAUUAUAGUGUUUGGAUUAGCUUUGUUGCAAUUAGGGGUGGGCAAAUAAUCGAUUUUUUUAUUUUGAUAGUCGCCCAACCGUAAUUUCAAUAUUAAAACUGUUUUUCUUUUGUUAAUAUAUAUUUUUAACAGGA